Molecule: messenger RNA, 1791 nt
Organism: Syngnathus typhle (broad-nosed pipefish)
Lineage: Eukaryota; Metazoa; Chordata; Actinopteri; Syngnathiformes; Syngnathidae
Product: N-acetyllactosaminide beta-1,3-N-acetylglucosaminyltransferase 3-like
Exons: 2
Coding region: 147-1289 (380 amino acids)
Cellular component (GO): membrane
Molecular function (GO): hexosyltransferase activity
Source: RefSeq, a predicted model, not a curated record
AGUAAAAGUGGACUGCAGUGGCCCCGCCCACUCGGGUGCUGACAGCCGCGACCAUACAAGCGCGCGCACGCAUGCACACAGGCGCGCGCACCAACACAAGAGUGAGUACGCGGUGAGGAAGCUCGCUCAUAAACAGAAUUCUGACGAUGAUUCAGUUGAGAACCCGGACAUGUUUGUUGCUUGGAGGUCUGAGUGUGUUGGUCAUCCACUUCCUUUUGGAUCUUAUAGACCAAAAGAACAUUGGCCUCCAAUCAGGAGUGAAAGAGGGUCACAAUGGCAUUCUGGAGACCACCAUCCAAAGCGAAACCUUCUGGGAAAAUCAAGUUUGUCAUCAAAACACAUCGGUAGCCAACAUGACAGGCUUCGCCGCUCUUCCUGGUAAUAUUCAAGACUUUCUGUCCUAUCGCCACUGUCGCCAUUUUCCUAUGCUACUGGACGUUCCUGAUAAAUGUGGCGGAGUUGCGCAAUCAGGAGAUGUUUUCCUCCUAUUGGCCAUUAAAAGCUCUCCUGGAAACUACGAGCGGCGAGAGGUGUUGCGCAAGACCUGGGCGAAGGAGAGAUUACACAACGGGGUUUGGAUCAGAAGGAUCUUCCUCUCGGGUACCGCCAAUCGAGGCUUUGAGAAGAUGAGACUGAACAAGCUCCUCCAAGCAGAGCAACGCGAGAACAAAGACAUCGUCCAGUGGGAUUUUGCCGACUCCUUUUACAACCUCACCUUGAAGCAACUGCUCUUCCUGGAAUGGAUGGAAAGAAACUGUCCAAACGCUCGCUUUAUGUUAAACGGCGACGACGACGUUUUUGCCAACACCGACAACAUGGUGGAGUUCCUCCAGAGUCUUAAAGACAACGACGGAGGUAAACAUCUCUUCACCGGUCACCUGAUCUACAACGUCGGACCCAUUCGCUCGCCCGGGAGCAAAUAUUACAUCCCGGUUCAGGUGCAGGAGUCGGACUCGUACCCCCCCUAUUGCGGAGGCGGGGGAUUCUUGCUGUCAGGCUACACAGCUUCCACCAUCCUCAAGAUGUCCCGUUCCAUCACUCUCCUUCCCAUCGAUGACGUUUACAUGGGGAUGUGUCUGAAGAAAGCGGGACUUGCACCGAGCUCGCACAUGGGGGUGAAGACAGCAGGACUGCGCAUCCCCGCCAAAAAUGUAGACACGUACGAUCCUUGCUAUUAUAAAGAAAUGCUGCUGGUCCAUCGAUUCCUCCCGGCUCAGAUGUACCUCAUGUGGCAUCGAAUACACGACCGGACGCUUAAAUGCACUUCGGCAGAUGUGACUGUCAGGUGAAAGCAGAGAUUGUGACGUUUGUUGCUUGGAUUCGAGCGGAGUUUAAUGGCGGCACGGUCCGCAUGCGGCCAGGCGGUGGGACACACGCACAACGCGGGACGUCGUGUGGAGGAUCAGCCGGGGUCACCAGAAGGAAUCAGUUCAACCUCUUUUCAUGAGAAAUAAUUGCCUUUUAUGUCCAGCAACAUGAAUCCUUGCUUGAUUACAAUCCCAAGGUUAAGAAGAGAUGUCAAAAAGGUCAAAUUUGAAGACCUUUUAUUUUUUAAGAUACUGAUAUUUUGUAUUUAUGAAAACGAAUAUUUUAGUGGAUUAAAAAAGGUUGAAAAACAUGGUCAAAAUAAUUCAAAUCAUAUCACAGGACUCUUGAGGAUGUAAAUGAUCGGAGGGCCAGUUUAAAGAAUAGCAAUGACGUCAAAGUGUGUGCAGGGGUAAACAAACUAUUUCCUUGUUCCACUUUUUUAACGGUACCAAAAGCUGCCUAAAAUUGCGCGGGGGGGGGGGG